CAUGGCGUGCCCAUGGCAGGGGGCUAUUGCUCUCUGCCGAACCUUUAUGUUGCCCUUUACAGCAUCUCAAGCCCACCUGUAACAACUUUAAAAAGUGAUUGGAGACAUUGUUUGCAAUGUUACCGGGUUGAGCGCAUUUUUUCUGAGACGUUUGGUACAUUUUUUAACUAGAGGGAUUGUCAGAGAAAAGCUCUUGCCAUGUCUCUACUUUGUGUAAGAGUAAAGAAAGCCAAGCUGCAUGGAUCACCGGACAAGUUCAAUUCAUAUGUGACGCUGAAGGUACAGAAUGUCAAGAGCACCACCAUCACCGUGCGAGGGGACCAGCCAUGCUGGGAGCAGGACUUCAUGUUUGAGAUCAACCGUCUGGACCUGGGGCUCAUCGUGGAGGUGUGGAACAAAGGCCUUAUCUGGGACACCAUGCUGGGGACUGCCUGGAUCCCCCUCAAGAGCAUCCGCCAGUCAGAGGAGGAGGGUUCAGGGGAGUGGACCUUCCUGGAUGCUGAGGUUCUGAUGAAGGCUGAUGAGAUUUACGGCACCAAGAACCCAACGCCCCACCGGGUUCUGCUGGACACGCGCUUUGAGCUGCCUUUCGACAUCCCAGAUGAUGAGGCACAGUACUGGACCUGCAAGCUGGAUCGCAUCAACACUAUGAGGAUCCAUGAUGAGUACCCUCUGCAGGAUGAGGUCCAAAAACGCCCCAUGCCGCUUGCUGCCUCCCAAUGCUCCCUGGAUGACCAUGACAGUGCGGUGGACGACCGGGACAGUGACUACCGUAGUGAGACCAGCAACAGCGUGCCCCCACGCUACCACACCACGACCCAGCCCAACUCCUCCAUGCACCAGUACCCCAUGGGCCCCCGGCUCCAGAACCACCUGGACUCCUGCACCGACUCCAUCCGCAGCUUUGACAUGGACUACAGAGACCACCGUGGUAGCAGUCCGGUGGAAAGUAGUCGCUUUGGGUCCUCUGGAAACCUGAGCCAGACCAGCUCCCAGCUUAGUGAGACAGGCCAGGAGAGUGCUCCAGGCUCAGGGCUAGAAGAGUCCUUCCACUCUUACCACAGUACCACCUUCUGCCCCUCUACCAAUGGCCAGCAACCCACCAACGGACACCUCCCCAGCAAUGGACACUCUGUUUUGGGGCAGGAGGAAUUGCGCCGACCCUCCCUGGAUGUGGGGAAGAGCUUAAAUGGCUCUAUGAAGAGAAUGGACCACUCAGUCGAGAAAAUAUCCAAUAAAAUGCUGCAAAGUUUCCACGACAAUGGGCCUCCUUUGCCCUUCUCUCCAUCCAGAAUACGCUGGUUGAAGGCCAUCAACAAAGUGAGGGUACAGCUGCAGGAGGGACGAGAUGAUGGACCCAACUCCAGACAAGCUUGGAUCAAACCAGGCGGUGGAAGUGGUUUGUUUGGGAUUGACAGCAUGCCAGACCUUCGUAAGAGGAAGCCUAUACCUCUGGUCAGCGACGUGUCACUGGUCCAGGCCAGAAAGGCUGGAAUCACCUCUUCCAUGGCCGCGCGCUCCUCCGUCAAAGAUGAGGAGCUGAAGAACCACGUUUAUAAGAAGACUCUACAGGCUCUGAUCUACCCCAUCUCCUGCACCACGCCCCAUAACUUUGAGGUGUGGACGGCAACCACGCCCACCUACUGCUACGAGUGCGAGGGGCUGCUGUGGGGCAUCGCCCGCCAGGGCAUGAGGUGCUCCGAGUGCGGGGUUAAGUGUCACGAGAAGUGCCAGGAACUGCUGAAUGCUGACUGCCUGCAGCGUGCUGCGGAGAAGAGCUCCAAGCAUGGGGCUGAGGAUCGUACCCAGAACAUCAUCAUGGCCAUGAAGGACCGCAUGAAGAUCAGGGAGAGGAACAAGCCGGAAAUCUUUGACGUGAUCCGGGAUGUCUUUGUCGUCAGCAAGGCGAUCCACGCUCAGCAGAUGAAGACCAUCAAACAGAGUGUACUGGACGGAACCUCCAAGUGGUCGGCCAAGAUCACCAUCACAGUGCUGUGUGCCCAGGGACUGCAGGCCAAAGACAAGACGGGUUCCAGCGACCCCUAUGUCACGGUCCAGGUGGGCAAGACCAAGAAGAGGACCAAAACCAUCUACGGCAACCUCAACCCUGUCUGGGAGGAGAAGUUCCACUUCGAGUGUCAUAAUUCGUCGGACCGCAUCAAGGUGCGUGUGUGGGACGAGGACGAUGACAUCAAGUCCCGGGUGAAGCAGCGUCUGAAGAGAGAGUCCGACGACUUCCUGGGUCAGAGCAUCAUCGAGGUCCGCACGCUCAGUGGAGAGAUGGACGUCUGGUAUAACCUGGAGAAGAGGACCGACAAGUCAGCCGUGUCCGGCGCUAUCCGUCUCCACAUAAGUGUGGAGAUCAAGGGAGAGGAGAAAGUGGCUCCCUAUCACGUCCAGUACACCUGUCUACACGAGAACCUCUUCCACCACUCAACGGACGUUCUGGGCCAGGGGGUGGUGAGGAUCCCAGAUGCCAAAGGAGACGAUGCCUGGAAGGUGUACUUUGACGAGGUGGCCCAGGAGAUAGUGGACGAGUUUGCCAUGCGAUACGGGAUCGAGUCAAUCUACCAGGCAAUGACGCACUUCGCCUGCCUGUCCUCUAAGUACAUGUGUCCUGGCGUUCCGGCGGUGAUGAGCACCCUGCUGGCCAACAUCAAUGCCUUCUACGCCCACACCACCGCCUCCACCAACGUCUCCGCCUCUGACCGCUUCGCCGCCUCCAACUUCGGGAAAGAGCGCUUUGUCAAGCUCUUGGAUCAACUCCACAACUCCUUGCGCAUUGACCUCUCCACAUAUAGGAACAACUUCCCUGCCAGCAGUAAGGAUCGUCUCCAGGACCUGAAGUCCACUGUGGACCUACUGACCAGCAUCACCUUCUUCAGGAUGAAGGUCCAGGAACUGCAGAGUCCCCCUAGAGCCAGUCAGGUGGUGAGGGACUGUGUUAAGGCCUGCCUCAACUCCACCUACGACUACAUCUUCAACAACUGCCAGGAGCUGUACAGCCGCCAGUACCAGCUGCUGGACACACAUAAAGAGGAUCUUCCCCUGGAGGAGCAGGGCCCCAGCAUCAAGAACCUGGACUUCUGGCCCAAACUGAUCACCCUUAUAGUCUCCAUCAUAGAGGAGGACAGGAACUCCUACACACCCGUGCUCAACCAAUUCCCUCAGGAGCUGAAUGUGGGGAAGGUGUGUGCUGAGGUCAUGUGGGCGCUGUUCUCCCAGGACAUGAAGUAUGCCAUGGAGGAGCAUGAAAAGCACCGGUUGUGUAAGAGUGCCGACUACAUGAACCUGCACUUCAAGGUCAAGUGGCUGUACAAUGAGUAUGUGAAGGACCUGCCAAACUUCAAAGGGGUUGUACCCGACUACCCAUCGUGGUUCUUACAGUUUGUGCUGCAGUGGUUGGAUGAGAAUGAAAGCGUUUCCAUGGAGUUCAUGCAUGGAGCUCUGGAGAGAGACAAGAAAGAUGGAUUCCAGCAGACAUCUGAGCAUGCUCUCUUCUCUUGCUCGGUGGUGGACGUCUUCACCCAGCUCAACCAGAGCUUUGAGAUCAUCAAGAAACUGGACUGUCCUGACCCAAAGGUCAUGGCCCACUACAGCCGACGAUUCGCCAAGACUAUUGCCAAAGUUCUUCUGCAGUACAGUGCCAUUCUGACCAAGAGCUUCCCCUCCUACUCUGACAAAGAGAAGAUCCCCUGUGUACUGAUGAAUAACGUGCAGCAGUUGCGUAUCCAGCUGGAGAAGAUGUUUGAGUCCAUGGGUGCCAAACAGAUGGAUGCACCCCCAGAGGAAAAGCCUGAAAAGAAAGACGAGGAGAAGGUGGUGAUUAUUACCGACAAAAAGCUGGACACAGAAGCCAGUGACCUCCUGAAUGAGCUUCAGGUCAAGCUGAACAAUGUGCUGGAUGAGCUGAGUACCACGUUUGGAAACAGUUUCCAGGUCCGUAUUGAUGACUGUAUGAGACAGAUGGCCUGUCUGCUGUACCAGAUCAAGGGCCCAGUCAACACCAACAGCCACAACAUGGUGGAGGCCGACUCGGACAACAUGCUACGGCCACUUAUGGACUUCCUGGAUUCAAAGUUAACGCUGUUUGCCACAGCAUGUGAGAAGACCGUUCUAAAGCGGGUUCUGAAAGAGCUGUGGAGGAUUGUGAUGAGCAGCCUGGAGAAAACCAUCGUCCUGCCCCAAGGCAACGACACAUUCGGGGCUCAGAUCCUGUCUGCAGCCAAGGAACUGGGGCAGCUCUCCAAGCUCAAGGAUCACAUGGCAGGAGAGGCCAAAAGCCUGACACCUAAACAGUGUGCUGUCAUGGAUAUAGCACUGGACACAAUCAAACAAUACUUCCAUGCAGGAGGGAACGGUCUGAAGAAGGCGUUCCUGGAGAAGAGUCCUGAGUUGACCUCACUACGCCACGCUCUGUCCCUCUACACACAGACCACAGACACGCUCAUCAAGACCUUCGUCACAACACAACACACACAAGGGUCAGGAGUGGACAAGCCGGUGGGAGAAAUAUCCGUUCAGAUCGACCUAUUCACCCACCCUGGUACUGGGGAGCACAAAGUCACUGUCAAAGUGGUGGGAGCCAAUGAUCUGAAGUGGCAGACGUCUGGGAUGUUCCGGCCCUUUGUGGAGAUCACCAUGAUUGGACCACACCUCAGUGACAAGAAGCGCAAGUUCCAAUCCAAGUCCAAGAACAACAGCUGGGCGCCCAAGUUCAACGAGACCUUUCACUUUAUCCUAGGUAAUGAGGAUGGCUUUGAGUGCUAUGAGCUGCAGAUGUGUGUGAAGGACUACUGUUUUGGCCGUGCCGAUCGGGUGGUGGGCAUGGCUGUGAUGCAGCUGCGGGAUGUGGCAGAGAAGGGCAGUGUGGCGUGCUGGUGCCCCCUGGGUCAGCGUGUCACCAUGGACGAGACAGGCCUCACCGCCAUGCGCAUCCUCUCCCAGCGCUCCAACGACGAGGUGGCCAAGGAGUUCGUCAAGCUCAAGUCUGAGAUACGCUCUGAGGAGGAGGGCAGAUGAGGUCUCCCUGAAGGAGGGGAGGGGUGUGAAGGGCCUCUAGUGAAGUGGGAAGUAAUAGGAGCACUUUGACUACUUUGGACUAAUAAUGUCCCCUGGCUGCUACUGGCUGUUUGAUGGACACUGGUUCACCAUCACAUUGUCACUCACUGUGUUUCUCAGACUCCCCUUUUGUGUCCCUCACUCACUAUCUCCUACACAUACGUAGUUAGUUUCUCUCUCUCUCAAUGGUUAUUAGACACAAUCUCACACGAUAUUGUACUUACUGUGGGUCGGCCAGUCUGGCACUAUGGACAUGCCAUGGGCGCUAUAUGCCAAUCAAUUCCUGCCAGCCUGUAUGUACUUCAGUACAGGGUCUUCCCCUCACCCCACAAUCCCCCCUAGUGUUCAUGUGCAAUACCCCCCAACUGUGGCCAUAUGUUUGAUGCCUUACACUUUAGAAGCUGUGAAUGUGUGAAGUUCAGACACAAAACUGUAACUGUAGUAGAAAGCGGUUUAUCUUCCUCAAUCUCUCUUUAGUGUUCUUCAGGAUCCAUGUUCACAUCAUUGAUGCCACUAUUAGGGUCCAAACGCAGGAUGUCAUUGUUGGUGUUUUGGUCGAAGUAGAUUCACCUGGUUUCUAUCGUUUGGACUUCUACCACAUGUCAAGUACCCUACUCCUAAUUAUAGUGUACAAAUCCAAUUUUUUCCCUUACAAAAAAAACACACUUCACUUUUCUAUUGGAAUUAGUGCCAUGUGGUGGUUCUAAAGUGAGUUUUAUGUUUGAGUCUCCCCCCUAUUUUUUGACAGGAGGUACUGUAAUGGCAACAGCACUCAAUGUAAAGGGUUUGUAAAGUUGUGUGCCUUGUCAGGUAUUGGGCUCCUAUUCAUAACCCAUUAGUCCCAUACAGUGUUAACAAUGCACUUUGAAUGAGAACUACUGUAAUACUUUUUAGUCUAAAUUGUCAUAAAUGUUCUUAACGCAAGGGCUGCCUUCUAUCCAGAGAGAAACUUCCUUUUAAGGAUAGAGAGUGGUGAGCACUUUAAUAUGGACUAUUGCUUCUUACAUUAAAAACGGCAAUGGUGUAUGUAGGGCCCUGUCUUGAACUUAGUAAUCACUGCUAAAUAACCCUGUUGAAUACAACAUUUUACAAACAUUUGGCUAAUGUUGCCAACCCUCAAUGACAGCCAUUUUAUUUAUAGUUUUUAUGUAUUUAAUCCAUAUGUAGAUUCUGGUCUACUUUGCAAACAGAGGGCUGCUAGAUGGCGUUUGAGUAUAGUUUUCAAAGUGGUUUUGAAUGGCUUUUUACUGCAGUUUUCUAGCAGGACCCUACAGAUACUAACUGAACCUAGAGGGUCUUUUGGGACCAGAGGAGUUUAAACGAUUUUCAUCUCAGAUGAGGGAAAGGCUAGUAUGGUUCGUAACAAGGCUAGGAAAAGGCAGUCCAAGCCCUCGGUUUCCAAAUAUUUUCCAACUAUGUUUCCUUGUAUCUCUGAGUGGCCUUACAUUGGUGAUAAUAGAAGAUUUCUAUAUACAUGUUUUUACCCCCCAUUUUCUGUGUAUUUCUUUUGUCUCACAACGAUGCAGAGGGUUGGUCAAUUUGACCUAAAUGAACCGUAUCAGACUGAUAUUGUCAAUGUGAUUUUCCUUAUUGCUGUUACUUUAUUUUUGUUUUUAAUUGUAUUGGAGGAUUUAUAUUUUUCGUUUAGAUGUAGUAAUUUUCUUAGAUAUACUAUUCAUAUUUUUGUUUUCCGUUUUGAUCCCUCUUAAAAAAUGUUGGAAUGAUGUGAAGAUGUUCAGUACUGUAUCAUGAGUUCUAUUGGAUCUACAGUAUACACAGUAAGGGGUAAUGCAUGCCUGUCAUAUCCCUGAUAGAAAUAAGGAGAGAAAAAAUGUAACAUAUCACGCCUAAAAAAAAUAUUUUGCUAAUUGUCAAGUAACACUGCCGUUGUCCAUACAAUAAUAGUCAGUUUGAUGUUCACAAAAAGAAGAAAACUGCAACAUCACACACUGUUAAAGCUAUAUAUGGGCUUUAUAUGCAGUAUACAGUACCAAUGUGAAUACAUCUUUUUGGCUGUUGAUUUAGGGGAAAAUGUCUACUUCUAAGGAGGGCACUGCCACUAACAUACAUGUUCCUUGUGCCAAGCUGUGCAAGUGUUCACUUUUUAUCGUUUUAUUACAUUUUUUUUAUACAUUUUUUUUUAAUCUUGUGAAGCAUUGCACUAUAAUUAAAUCACUACAAUAGUUAGUUAGCACGUGUUGUAUGUCCAAGUAACUGGACUUUUGUGAAGUUUUAUUUGUAUUUUGCAACUGGAAAAAUCAUGGUAUUGAUCAUUAAAAUGUGUACAUUACAAUGUAUUAAUUUUGUAUAAAGUAUUUAAG
Messenger RNA from Salvelinus sp. IW2-2015, 7382 nucleotides. RefSeq names its product unc-13 homolog Bb (C. elegans) (gene unc13bb). Bases 199 to 5022 code for a protein of 1607 amino acids. Lineage: Eukaryota; Metazoa; Chordata; Actinopteri; Salmoniformes; Salmonidae. Gene Ontology annotation, molecular function: calmodulin binding; phospholipid binding; calcium ion binding. Gene Ontology annotation, biological process: synaptic vesicle priming; synaptic vesicle maturation; synaptic transmission, glutamatergic. The transcript is spliced from 41 exons. Gene Ontology annotation, cellular component: neuromuscular junction; terminal bouton; synaptic vesicle membrane. The record is from RefSeq and is a predicted model, not a curated record.